Molecule: messenger RNA, 2156 nt
Organism: Alosa alosa (allis shad)
Lineage: Eukaryota; Metazoa; Chordata; Actinopteri; Clupeiformes; Clupeidae
Product: beta-galactosidase-like
Exons: 11
Coding region: 181-1872 (563 amino acids)
Biological process (GO): carbohydrate metabolic process
Cellular component (GO): vacuole
Molecular function (GO): beta-galactosidase activity
Source: RefSeq, a predicted model, not a curated record
CCCUUCAUGACGACUAAAACAACGGGAAAAGGAGACCGCUUGUUACCGUCAUGGGGUAAUUUCAGUUACCAACCAUAACAAGACGAUUUUUAAAUAGUGCAUGUAAUGGGCCGUUGUUGCGAUUGUAUUCAUAAUGACAAAUUAAUUAGUGAGUUCCAGUUCGUCUGCUAAAUUAAAGUUAUGAGUUCAAAAGUUGUUUUUGCUAUCGUUUGCCUUACAUCCGUCCACCUGGCAAGUGAGACCGUUGCUGCGUCAGAGUCACGCACUUUCUCCAUUGACUACAAGAACAACUGCUUUCUAAAAGAUGGAAAGCCGUUCCAGUACGUCUCUGGAAGCAUCCACUACUCUCGCAUCCCACGGUACUACUGGAAGGAUCGACUCCUCAAGAUGUACAUGGCUGGACUGAACGCCAUUCAAGUCUAUGUGCCCUGGAACUUCCACGAGCCAGUGCAGGGUGUGUACAACUUCGAAGGGGGUCGGGACCUGGAGCACUUCCUGGGCCUAGCCAAUGAGACAGGCCUGCUGGUCAUCCUGCGUCCCGGGCCGUACAUCUGUGCCGAGUGGGAGAUGGGUGGUCUGCCUGCGUGGUUACUGGAGAAGCCAAACAUUAUGCUGCGGACAGCUGAUACAGAUUACCUGCAGGCGGUAAGCAGCUGGUUUGCCAUGCUGCUGCCCAGGAUGGAGCGGUGGCUGUACAGCCAAGGGGGCAACAUCAUAUCUGUGCAGGUGGAGAACGAGUACGGAAGCUACUUCGCCUGCGACUACAACUACCUGCGCCACCUGCGCACACUCGUCCAGAACUUCCUGGGCGAGGACACGGUUCUCUUCACCACCGACGGGAACACGGACCGCGAGAUGGUCUGCGGAACCCUGCAGGGCCUUUACGCCACCAUCGACUUCGGCACUGACACCAACAUCAGCACUGCCUUCGAUCGCCAGAGGAGGUUUGAACCCAGAGGGCCGUUGGUGAACUCUGAGUUCUACACAGGCUGGCUAGACCACUGGGGUGACCGGCACGCCUCCGUGGACGCGCAGAAGGUCAGCAAGAUGCUGGGGGAUAUGCUCGCCAUGGGGGCCAACGUCAACAUGUACAUGUUUGAAGGAGGAACAAAUUUUGGCUACUGGAACGGUGCGGACCACGACUCCAGGUACCGCUCAGUGGUGACGAGUUACGACUACAACGCCCCUCUGAACGAAGCAGGAGACCCCACAGAGAAGCUACUGGUCAUCAGAGACGUCAUCAGUAAGGUAGAUAUCGGAGACGUUGACGUUGCCAGUAAGGUAGAUAUCGGAGACGUCAUCAGUAAGGUAGAUAUCGGAGACGUCAUCAGUAAGGUAGAUAUCGGAGACGUCGUCAGUAAGGUAAAUAUCGGAGAUGCCGUCAGUAAGGUAGAUAUUGGAGACUUCAUCAGUAAGGUAGAUAUCGGAAACGUCGUCAGUAAGGUAGAUAUUGGAGACGUCGUCAGUAAGAUAGAUAUCGGAGACGUCAUCAGUAAGGUAGAUAUCGGAGACAUUGACGUUGCCAGUAAGGUAGAUAUCGGAGACGUCAUCAGUAAGGUAGAUAUCGGAGACGCCGUCAGUAAGGUAGAUAUCGGAGACUUCAUCAGUAAGGUAGAUAUCGGAAACGUCGUCAGUAAGGUAGAUAUCGGAGACGUCGUCAGUAAGAUAGAUAUCGGAGACGUUGCCAGUAAGGUAGAUAUCGGAGACGUCGUCAGUAAGGUAGUUAUUGGAGACGUUGCCAGUAAGGUAGAUAUCGGAGACGUCAUCAGUAAGGUAGAUAUCGGAGACGUCAUCGGUAAGGUAGGUGAGUACUGUUGGACUACUGAUGAGGUAGCUGAUGCUAGACUGUGUACAUGGAAAGGGAGAUCCUGAUGAGGUAGCUGAUACUAGACCGCAGCCUGAAGCUUAUCUGCCUAUUUACUGCCCUGAAUUUCCCCUUUCCCUGAAUUUCCCCUUGGGGAUCUUCUAUCUAUCUAUCUAUCUAUCUAUCUAUCUAUCGGUUCUUUGUCGUUUCCCAGUUUCGGAAGGUCCCUGAAGGUCCCAUGCCUCCAGCCACGCCCAAGAUGGAGUACGGCUUUGUGACGCUUCAGAGGGUGGGCAACACCAGUGGCCUGCUGGACGUCUUGACCCCUCAGGGCCCUGUGCAGUCCCACCAA